GGAGGAAAGUGAGUGGGUACAAAGUAAGUCAGAGGUGAACAGAAACAAAUGAGAUGAAAUAAAAUCAGCAAAGAAAAAGGAAGGACGUUGACACAGCAGAAAGGAAAGAGGAAGAGGAAAGCAGCUUUAGUGGCAGUUUGUGCUGCUGUGACUAAAUGCUCUCCAUGGAGGACACGCAGGUGGUCAGGCAUGUUCAGCUGAAUGACGGCACACGUAUGCCGCUGCUGGGUCUGGGAACAUGGAAGUCCUUUCAGCAGACGUCCAUCCAGGGUGCUGUGGAGGCCGCCAUCGCAGCCGGAUACCGCCACAUUGACACUGCCUACAGCUACAAAAAUGAGGUGGAAAUCGGCAAAGCUCUGAGGUCCAAGAUGGAGCAGGGAAUCAUCCGGCGGGAGGACAUGUUCAUCGUCAGUAAGCUGUGGUGUACCUAUUUCGCCCCAGAGGACAUUGCAGUCUGUCUCAAUAAGUCCUUACAGGAUCUCCGACUGGACUACCUGGACCUUUACCUCAUACACUUUCCUGUCGGCUUGAAGAAAAUGGGCGAUGAGCUUUUUCCGAGGAAGGAUGAGAAGAUCCUGACAUCAGACACAGAUUAUGUGGAUGUGUGGAGGGGGAUGGAGGCUCUGCAGUCCACAGGAAAGGUGAAGAGCAUUGGAGUGUCAAACUUCAGCAUCCUUCAACUGGAGAGACUUCUAGCUCUCUGCAAAGUUCCUCCUGCUGUUAAUCAGGUGGAGCUCCAUCCCUACAUGGUGCAGACAGAUCUCAUGGAGUACUGCAAAUCCAAAAACAUCAUGCUGACCGCCUACAGCCCCUUUGGUUCACCUGGAAGACCCUCAGAACUCGUCUGCUGGAGGAACCUCCCAGCCUCCGGUUGUUUUAUCUGUUGCAGGAAAAGAGGCGAAGCUGAUCCCCAUAAGCUGCUGGAAGACCCUGUUGUUGCAGAUAUAGCUGGGAAGCACAGACGCAGCCCUGCACAGGUAUUGCUGAGGUAUCACGUGCAGCAGGGUAUUCCAGUCAUCCCUAAAAGUAACAAACCCCAUCACAUCCUGGAAAACACAAAGAUCUUUGACUUUAGCCUCACUGAAGAGGACAUGGCAGCCCUGAAAGGCCUGGACCGAGGCUGGAAGGCCUGCAUACUUGAAGAAAUCAAGGCCCACCCAUACUACCCAUUUGAGUGAUGCAGCCGGAGGAGAGAUGAUGCCAAACUGGACCGAGUGAUGCUCAAACUUCAACAAACAGCACCAAAUGAGCCGUUCUUCGAAAUGAAAGUUCCUCCUGUAGGUUUUGAUGGUGUUAGUUUACAGCAGUGACACGAACACCCCUUAGUGUGUAACAGGUGGUCCAGUUCCCCUGAUUGGUUCAGAUUAACACAGCCUACAUAUUAAAGUACAAUAAAGAAAGAGCACCCUAAA
Girardinichthys multiradiatus is the source of this 1412-nucleotide messenger RNA. RefSeq lists its product as uncharacterized. Bases 156 to 1178 code for a protein of 340 amino acids. Gene Ontology annotation, cellular component: cytosol. The record is from RefSeq and is a predicted model, not a curated record. The transcript is spliced from 10 exons. Lineage: Eukaryota; Metazoa; Chordata; Actinopteri; Cyprinodontiformes; Goodeidae. Gene Ontology annotation, molecular function: aldose reductase (NADPH) activity.